AGAUAGAUGAGAACUCCAUUACGUCUCCAAAGCAGCAGACUUUAAGGAAUAGUUUCCUUUUGGGAGGCUGAAGGAUUGUGUUUCUGUGUGCGCAUUAAAGAGCUGUCGGUUCACAGGAGCUUGAAGUCAUAUCUCUUCAGAGGAGUGCACAGCUCAUUUAUACGACUCUCGUCUGGCCAGUUAUUCGUUUUCCAUUAUGGAUCAUUUGACAGAGAAUAACUUGACAGCAGAGACUCUGGAAUACCCAGUGUGCUCAGAAUGGAAGGAAAACCCCGAAGGAUCAGUGUUUCAUCUCGCUCAUAUACUGCUGGUUUUGGGAUUUAUGGGAGGCAGCGGCUUUUAUGGAUUACUCUAUAUGUUCAGCUUUUUAACGCUGGGGUUCUUCUGUUACUCGAUGUGGUCGUGGUCGGAUCCCUGCACGACUGACUCGUUUUCGUGGACCUUCGCGCUUUUCGCCUUCUGUCUGGCACAAGUCGUUCAUGUGUCGUACCGACUGCGCAAAGUCACUUUUGGUAAAGAGUUCCAGGAUCUCUACGAUUAUAAGUUCAAAAAGCUUGGAGUCUCCUUAACGCAUUUUGGAAAAAUCGUGGAGUGCUGUGAGGGCGAUGUCUAUACUCUAGAUAAAGACCACUGCUUCGCCGUGGAGGGAAAAACCUCCAUCGACAAACUGUCAGUUCUCAUCUCAGGCAGGAUACGAGUGACGGUGAACGGGGAGUUUUUGCACUACAUCUAUCCAUUUCAGUUCCUGGACUCUCCAGAGUGGGAUUCCCUCAGACCUUCAGAAGAAGGGGUUUUUCAGGUCACGUUACGUGCAGAUAACCGGUGCAGGUACGUGGUGUGGAGACGGAAGAAGCUCUAUCUGCUGUUCGCGCAGCACCGCUACAUCGCCAAGAUCUUCGCGCUGCUGGUGCGCAAUGACAUCGCGGAGAAACUCUUCUCUCUCAACGACAAGGCUUUCGACCCCCACGGGUUCCGCUACGAUCUCCGGUUACCAAACUUCUGUCACGGGCCAGAGCCAGAAAUAGGGAACACAAGUGAAUCCCGGCCAGUGCUGGAACAGAGUGAAACCAAACCGGCAGAAAGAGACUCGUGAGAAACGCGCGCUCCAGUUUUAGGAGCUUAGAAAUUUACUAAUGGCAAUUAAUUUUCCAUUUUUUUAUUAUUAUUAUUUUUAACAUUGGAUAAACUUUAAGUGACCUCCUGAAAUCGGUGUUUUCUUUUUUUUCUUUUUUCUUUCUUUUUCUUUUUUUUUUUAGCCAUGCUAUUUUUCAACACGAGAAUCUCAAAAUUAUUCAGAAGAUGAAGUGGUUUUCAGUAUGAUACUCAUUAAACUGUCGUCUCUCAUAACCUGUAUUUGUGGAAACGUUUGAAUUAAUAAAUGAGAGGUUAACUCCAGCUACUGAAACAAGCUCUCACAUGAAACAUAAAGAUAGUUUCAUCUAUCUGAAUCAUCAAUACAUCACCUAGCCUAUGAAAUAUCAAUCUGUCAAUCUGAAACAUAUUGCCUAUGUCUGUAGUUUGUGUGCUUUAGACUGCACAAGAACAAAUUGUUAACACAUACUUUUGAAAAAUCAUUCAACCAAUCUUAUAGAGUCACAGAAAUCAAAUGAAGGGGUAUAGUAUUUGAGAAGUGAGAAGGACAUUAUGAGACCAGUUUUUCUGACAGGCUUAGUGAAGUAAAAUUUCCUCUCCUCUUUUGUCAAGAUUGUAUUGUUGAAUAUUUGUAUUGUCCUAUGCUUAUCUGUGUUUUGAAUAAACAGAAACCUGUGUUUUCAA
This is a messenger RNA of Carassius auratus (goldfish), 1776 nucleotides long. It is a transcript of the gene popdc3, whose product is annotated as popeye domain cAMP effector 3. The transcript is spliced from 3 exons. Gene Ontology annotation, biological process: regulation of membrane potential; skeletal muscle tissue development; heart development. Gene Ontology annotation, molecular function: cAMP binding. The record is from RefSeq and is a predicted model, not a curated record. Gene Ontology annotation, cellular component: sarcolemma. The coding region runs from base 197 to 1093 and encodes 298 amino acids. NCBI's taxonomy places the organism in Eukaryota, Metazoa, Chordata, Actinopteri, Cypriniformes, Cyprinidae.